This is a messenger RNA of Cicer arietinum (chickpea), 3169 nucleotides long. Its product is annotated as beta-galactosidase 8-like. The record is from RefSeq and is a predicted model, not a curated record. Lineage: Eukaryota; Viridiplantae; Streptophyta; Magnoliopsida; Fabales; Fabaceae. Gene Ontology annotation, biological process: carbohydrate metabolic process. Gene Ontology annotation, molecular function: carbohydrate binding; hydrolase activity, hydrolyzing O-glycosyl compounds.
AAAAAUAAAAUGCAUCCAAAAAGCAUAAAGUGGGUGCAGUAGAAGAAGUCGAGGAUGUCACCACCGACAACCUUUUUCUUUGUCAACACACAGUUGACACCUGGCAUGCACCACUCCUUCUUCUCAUAGAGUGCACAAUCUUCUUCUUCUUCUUCUGCUACACACGCACGUGACUCAAAACGCAGAAGCAUGCGUAACAGAUAAACCAAAAUAAGAUUGUUUAUUACCAUUGCCAUUUUGAUUCAGAGAAGAGAAAAGUUUCUUUCUUUCCUUGUGGGUUUUGUUUUGUGUUUGUUCCCCAAAAAAAGACCAUGGAAGUGACCCAGAUUGUGUUGGUUCUUCUUUGGUUAUUCCCAAUGAUGUUUUGUGCCAAUGUGGAGUAUGAUCAUAGAGCAUUAGUCAUUGAUGGUAAACGCAGGGUCUUGAUUUCUGGUUCUAUUCACUACCCUCGUAGUACUCCACAGAUGUGGCCAGACCUUAUUCAGAAAUCCAAAGAUGGAGGACUUGAUGUGAUUGAAACCUAUGUUUUCUGGAACUUACAUGAACCAGUUCGAGGCCAGUAUAAUUUUGAUGGGAGGAAGGAUUUGGUGAAAUUUGUAAAGACGGUAGCUGAGGCAGGUCUAUAUGUGCAUCUCCGAAUCGGUCCAUACGCUUGUGCUGAAUGGAACUAUGGUGGUUUCCCUCUUUGGCUGCACUUCAUUCCUGGGAUUAAGUUUCGAACCGACAAUGAACCAUUCAAGGCAGAAAUGAAACGAUUCACGGCUAAGAUUGUUGAUCUCAUGAAGCAAGAGAAACUAUAUGCAUCACAGGGUGGACCUAUAAUUUUAUCUCAGAUUGAAAAUGAGUAUGGAAACAUUGAUUCAGCAUAUGGUUCUUCUGCUAAAUCCUACAUCAAUUGGGCAGCAACAAUGGCUACAUCUCUUGAUACUGGUGUUCCUUGGGUCAUGUGUCAGCAAGGAGAUGCUCCUGAUCCUAUUAUUAAUACAUGCAAUGGAUUUUACUGCGAUCAAUUCACACCAAACUCGAAUACAAAGCCGAAAAUGUGGACUGAGAAUUGGAGUGGAUGGUUUCUUUCAUUUGGUGGUGCUGUUCCUUAUAGACCUGUGGAAGAUCUCGCAUUCGCCGUGGCACGCUUUUUCCAACGAGGCGGAACAUUUCAAAAUUACUAUAUGUACCAUGGAGGGACCAACUUUGACAGAACUUCUGGUGGACCGUUCAUUGCUACAAGUUAUGAUUAUGAUGCACCAAUCGAUGAGUACGGAAUUAUUAGGCAACCAAAGUGGGGCCACCUUAAAGAUGUACACAAAGCCAUUAAGCUUUGUGAAGAAGCAUUAAUAGCUACUGAUCCCAAGAUUACAUCUCUUGGUCAAAACUUAGAGGCUGCAGUUUACAGGACAGAGUCGGUAUGUGCUGCCUUCCUCGCUAACGUUGACACUAAAUCUGAUGUAACUGUAAACUUCAGUGGCAACUCAUAUCACUUGCCUGCAUGGUCUGUGAGCAUCUUACCCGAUUGCAAGAAUGUUGUGCUUAAUACUGCAAAGAUUAAUUCUGCAACUGUGAUUUCAAGCUUCACAACUGAAUCUUCAAAAGAAGAUAUCGGUUCUUUAGACGCUUCUAGUUCAAAAUGGAGUUGGAUAAGCGAACCUGUCGGUAUUUCAAAGGUUGAGUCAUCCUCAAAAAUUGGUUUACUGGAGCAAAUAAAUACCACAGCCGAUAGAAGUGACUACUUGUGGUACUCAUUAAGCAUUGAUCUUAAGGAUGAUCCUGGUUCUCAAACUGUCCUUCACAUUGAAUCACUUGGCCAUGCUCUUCAUGCUUUCAUUAAUGGAAAGCUUGCAGGGAGUCAAGCAGGAAACAGUGGCAAAGCUAAACUUAAUGUGGACAUCCCCAUCACACUAGUUUCUGGAAAGAACAGUAUUGAUCUCCUGAGUUUAACAGUGGGACUUCAGAACUAUGGAGCUUUUUUUGACACGGUGGGAGCAGGGAUCACUGGUCCAGUGAUAUUGAAAGGUUUGAAGAAUGGCAACACUCUCGAUCUCUCCUCUCAGAAGUGGACAUAUCAGGUUGGCCUAAAAGGUGAAGAGUUAGGUCUAUCUAUUGGAAGUUCUGGAGAGUGGAAUUCACAAUCUACCUUCCCUAAGAACCAACCAUUGACUUGGUACAAGACAAACUUCGAUGCUCCGUCCGGCAGCAAUCCAGUUGCAAUUGACUUCACGGGGAUGGGAAAAGGCGAGGCUUGGGUAAACGGACAAAGCAUUGGGCGAUACUGGCCUACAUAUGUCUCUUCAAAUGCCGGUUGCACAGACUCAUGCAACUAUAGAGGACCUUAUACUUCAUCUAAAUGUCGAAAGAAUUGCGGAAAACCAUCACAAACAUUAUACCAUGUACCGCGAUUUUGGUUGAAACCAAAUGACAACAUUCUUGUAUUAUUUGAGGAAAGUGGCGGUGAUCCAGCACAAAUAUCAUUUGCUACAAAAGAGCUAGGAAGUUUGUGUGCACAUGUAUCUGAAUCUCAUCCACCUCCAAUAGACUUAUGGAACUCAGAUACAGAAUCAGGAAGGAAGAUAGGGCCUGCAUUGUUGCUCAAGUGUCCUAUUCAUAAUCAAGUCAUUUCUUCCAUCAAAUUUGCAAGCUAUGGAACACCACUAGGGACUUGUGGAAACUUCUAUCACGGACGCUGCAGCAGCAAUAAGGCGCUGUCAAUUGUACAGAAGGCUUGCAUUGGAUCAAGCAGUUGUAGUGUUGGAGUAUCAACGGAUACAUUUGGAAACCCUUGUAAAGGAGUAUCGAAGAGUUUAGCUGUUGAAGCUACUUGUGCAUAGAAAGACAUGUAUUCCCUCCAAGAACACUCACCAAUUGUCUUCAACUCUUGGUUGAAGAUGCUUCUUGUUAAUUCAAACUAGAAUUGUAUUCUAGGAACAUGUCACAAAAAAUUGGCAAUUAGAAUAGUGUAGUAGUAUCACUUGCAAUAAAAGAAACAAAAGUGUGGUCCAUGAUGAUGCAAGAUACGUGAUAUAAAAUAGUGUUUUUAUUUUUGUUGCUAUUUUAUGAAAAGGAUGGUAAUGGUCCCAUACUUGUAAUACAAGCACUUAUGGAUUAGAGUUGGAUUGACAUAAUUGUAUGGGAAAUUUUUUACUUAAUUGGAAAAUGAUGUGUUUGAAAACUUCAA